Panonychus citri (citrus red mite) is the source of this 522-nucleotide messenger RNA. RefSeq names its product RNA exonuclease 4-like. Gene Ontology annotation, cellular component: nucleus. NCBI's taxonomy places the organism in Eukaryota, Metazoa, Arthropoda, Arachnida, Trombidiformes, Tetranychidae. The record is from RefSeq and is a predicted model, not a curated record. Bases 4 to 522 code for a protein of 172 amino acids. Gene Ontology annotation, biological process: rRNA processing. Gene Ontology annotation, molecular function: nucleic acid binding; 3'-5' exonuclease activity. The transcript has a single exon.
GGCAUGGAUUGUGAGAUGGUUGGUGUUGGUGAGCAAGGAAAACAAUCAGUUUUAGCUCGAGUCUCACUUGUUAAUCAAUUUGGUAACUGUAUUUACGAUAAAUAUGUUAAGCCACUUGAACCAGUUACCGAUUACCGAACAUCAGUCAGUGGUAUUAGACCAGAGGACAUUGCCAAUGGAGAAGAUUUCAAGACAGUUCAAAAAGAAGUUUACGAUAUAGUUAGUCCUAAAAAUCGAAUUCUUGUUGGUCAUGCUUUACGAAACGAUCUUCGGGUUCUUAUCUUAGACCAUAUUAUUCCUAAAAGCCGAAUCAGAGAUACAGCAAUUUAUUUUAAGAAAAUGUUGAAAGGUAAAACACCUUCACUUAAACGAUUAACAAGUCAACUUUUAGGUGCUAAUAUUCAGUGUGGUGAACACGAUUCUGUUCAAGAUGCGAAAGCAGCAAUGAUGUUAUACACAAUGUACAAGAAGAAAUGGAGUCAAAGAAAACGAAAAUUAAACAAUCAGUUAUUAAAUAAAUGA